CAAUUGUCUCACAUUAGUAAAAAAUAAUCGAUACAUAUUCAGUGAGACUUGCCACAUAAUUAUUACCAGUGAAAACCAAACCCCCAUUUCCCGCCACCCCCAUUAAAAUCCCUCAAUGGCGAAAGGCGGAAACACGAAAACCGGCCGAUCAUCAACAAAUCCAGAAGCCGAAGAGCGAAAACGACUAAAAAAACUCGCAAUUACUAAAGGAAUUAUAUCAGAAACACCAGCAAAAGCUUCGUCACUAGCUUUAAAUCCAUCAAAAAUCGUCACUAAACAUCACGGUAAAGAUAUACUAAGGAAAUCGACUCGAAAGAACCGGUUUUUGUUCUCGUUUCCCGGUUUAAUCGGUCCGGUUUCUGGUGGUAAAAUUGGGGAGCUUCAAGAUCUUGGGUCUAAAAACCCUAUCCUUUAUAUUGACUACCCUCAGGGUAGGAUGAAGUUAUUUGGGACUAUUGUGUAUCCCAAGAACAGGUACUUGACACUGCAGUUUUCUAAAGGCGGGAAGAAUGUGAUGUGUGAAGAUUACUUUGAUACCAUGAUUGUAUUUUCAGAUACAUGGUGGAUUGGAAGCAAGGAAGAGAAUCCAGAAGAAACACAACUUAGCUUUCCAGAAAACAUGACUAUGGUACAGCAAAAUGAUGUCGAUUUCAAAGGUGGUGCAGGUUCAACAAGUGAAAGAAUUCAAGGAGUAAACCAUAGUAGAGUAGCUGAUGCGAGUAAAGUAACUGAUGCUAGACAUAAGUCACCUGAACGUGAAUCAGUAAGUGAAUUUUCUGACAGUGAAAGUGAUCCAAAAGAUACAAUCCAAACAACUGCAACUAGGCAUUCUACCAGAACUUCUGGAAAAACAUUCAAGUUUGCAGAAUCUUCUUCUGCAGAUGAUGCAUUUGAUAUGGAUAUUAACACCAUAUCUUCUGAUGAGGAAAAAGAUGAUAUUGGUGCUAGUUUAAUCAGUGGCAAGAAGGAUGCAGAAACUGAAGUAGCUAAGGUUUCUGAAAAACAUCCAGAAGUUACCAAAGCAGCAACACAAUCGAAGAAUGGUUCUCAUAGUAGUCAUGGUCCGCUUGUUCAAGCAACAAUAGCAACACUAUUUAAGAAAAAAGAGGAAAAGAUGGCAAUAAGCACAUCAGCACAGCCGACGCCAUUGAAAGUUUCUAGGAAAAGAUUGAAGGAGCCAUCUUCAGAAGAGAAGAUUGAUCAAAGUAACGUAAAAGGUUCAGCACAGAAGGGAAAAGCAAUAAAAGAGAGUAAAACUGGUACAAAGUCUACCCCAAAGAAGAAAAAACCUAAGGUGUCUGAUGACGAAAUUGAAGAAAUAUCAGAUCCAUCAGAGGAUUCAAGUGAUGAAGAUUGGGGUGCUUGAUUAUUUUAAUCCAUUUAAUGAAGACAUUUAUGGUCCCAUGCUCUCUAAACUGUACCCCACAUUCAAGAAAUUUUAUAUUCGUUCAGAUCCAGCAGAAAGGGAGGGAUAAUCUUUGUCUAUAUGGCUGGCGAACUUUGGGAAAUUAUCUGAUAUCUAGGACAGUAGUCUAGUUUAGACCAGAGGAUGAAGUUUUAUGAAUUUGUAUGUGUUCAGUUUAUGACUGAUUUCAAGUUGACCAUGAUGCAAGAAGCGUUUUGGUGUGUUCUCGUGUACCUGAUUGAUGUAUUGAGUUUGUUGGUGUACGCCCGAGGUUUUUUUUCCCAUGCUACCAAGUUAUAUGUUAUGUUCCGAAUAUUACCUCUGAAAUAUAUGCGACUUAUAGUCUUAUGGAUUU
This is a messenger RNA of Erigeron canadensis, 1760 nucleotides long. RefSeq names its product DNA-binding protein RHL1. The transcript has 12 exons. Gene Ontology annotation, molecular function: DNA binding. NCBI's taxonomy places the organism in Eukaryota, Viridiplantae, Streptophyta, Magnoliopsida, Asterales, Asteraceae. Gene Ontology annotation, biological process: DNA endoreduplication. The record is from RefSeq and is a predicted model, not a curated record. Bases 116 to 1366 code for a protein of 416 amino acids.